AUGGCAUCAAACAUUUUGUUCGAAGACCGUUUUGUUAUAAGCAAUGUAGAUAAUUCAAAGUUUGAAAAAGUCAGUAGAAUAAAAGCUAAAAGUACGGGUUAUGAUGCUGAAUUAAUUCUUGAUGUCCAUUCAGAAUUGUUUAAAGUUGAAGAAAAGAAGGCCAUAUAUUUAGCACUUCAAGAUAAUUUUAUGGGAUAUAGUGAUGACAAAACAUGGGAACAAGCUGACAAUAAAUCAUUAAAUAAUAUUGAAUAUAUUAUGAGUGGUCGAAUUUUUAAAUUUGAGGAGCUUUCAUCCGAAAGAAGGACGGUUUAUGCUUCUUAUGGGGGACUAAUGAUGGCACUAACAGCAGAUAAACAAUUUAUAGGAGAUCUUGAAAUAGACAUGAAAAUUUAUUUACUUGCCAAAAAUGUUGAUAUUGAAAGAGCAUAA
Messenger RNA from Plasmodium vinckei vinckei, 432 nucleotides. RefSeq names its product DNA-directed RNA polymerases I, II, and III subunit RPABC3, putative. The coding region runs from base 1 to 432 and encodes 143 amino acids. Lineage: Eukaryota; Apicomplexa; Aconoidasida; Haemosporida; Plasmodiidae. Gene Ontology annotation, biological process: DNA-templated transcription. Gene Ontology annotation, molecular function: DNA-directed RNA polymerase activity. The transcript is spliced from 3 exons. Gene Ontology annotation, cellular component: RNA polymerase III complex; RNA polymerase II, core complex; RNA polymerase I complex. The record is from RefSeq and is a predicted model, not a curated record.